UUCCGUGCUUAAAGGAAACUGAACUCCUGCUCUCUCUCUCUCUCUCUCUCUCACACACACACUUAUUACAACCUGCUUCAGGGAGCACUGGAAGAUUUCACACAUUAGAACGAGCUUUGUUCCAACAAAACAGGUCUGAGGAGGGGUUGUUUUUUUGGAGGUUUUUUUUUUGAAGAGAUGAAUGAAUAAGAGUCUGGGAAAGUCUGUGAGAGUGAGAGAGAGAGAGAGAGAGAGAGAGAGACAGACAGACAGAGAGAGAGAGAGAGAAAACACUUAAAACAACCCGUGGAAGUGGGAGGUGGGAAAAGAGUUUCCUGUUGUUGGACAAGAUCAGUCGAAAGAGAGAGAGAGAGAGAGAGAGAGAGAGAGAGAGAAAGCAAGCAGCACAGACAGACAGAAAGAACAGACAGAGAGAACGAGAAGAGCAGAAGAUGGGGUUAGCUGUGCUCCUGCUUGCUGCGUUGGCAUUGCCAUGUGUGUCCUGGGCCGAGACUGAAGGAAACAGCAUGGCACUCGCUCAGGAUCAGACUGCUCGGGAUAUUCAGAGUGACUCAGACAGAACGAGACCGAGAGGAGACACACCAGACAUCGAGGAACCCCAGGAGCCCGAGCCGACUGCCGCCGAGUCCGAAUCCGAACCUGAAUCUGACUACGAGAGCAACUACAACUACUUGUUGUCCAGGCUGGCGGCGUUAGACCAGGCCAUCCAUAAACUGAACGUGGGCCACUACACGCUGGACGUGAAGGUGAGCCAGCUGCUGGACAGGCUGUCACGGCUGGAGAGCAAAGUGGAUGAUGUUGAGGACUCCAUCCACGACGCCUGGAACUUCUGCAAGGACAACCGCAAAGAAAUCGGCCGCCUGGAAGGUUGCGUUAAAGGUCGGAAGGUGGGCCAGAAGUGCUUCCUGGUGUACCAUGUGUACGACACGUACAUUGGCGCGUCUCAGAAAUGCCAGGAGCGUGGAGGACGCAUGGCAAUGCCGCGGGACCGGCGUGAACAAGAGGCUCUGGCUGAGUACGUGAAGCAGGCGUUACCUGGCAGUAACUGGCCCGUGUGGCUGGGCAUUAAUGACCUGCGUUCUGAGGGGCUCUACCUGUUUGACGACGGCACACGGGUCACCUAUUUCCAGUGGAGGAAGCACUUCCUGUCCAGCCAGCCAGACGGUGGGAAACAAGAGAACUGCGUUGCCAUGUCCUCCGAUGAUGGAGACUGGUGGGACAACUACUGCGACCGGCGCAUGUACUACUUGUGCGAGUUUGAGGCUUGACCUUUGAUUUGGAAGUGUUCCUGUAAUUCAUGGAACUCAAACUUAAAGGGGUGGUUUGUCUUUUUUUUUUUCAACCUUCUGUUACCUUCCUCCACAAAAAGCCUCCAACCAUGUGAUGAAACGACAUAUUUCUUGCGUGAUGCAGAGUUGAGCAGCUGUUUUCCAGCUGGGGGUGGAGCUAAUUUCAGGGCCAGAAAUAUGUCGACCAAAGCCUGAAAUGAAUGGAGGUUGAAUGGCAAUGUCUGUCUGUCAUCCUUGAAUAUUUCAAAACGAUGUAGAAAUGUUAGUUUCUCUGAUUUUCACCGCUAAAUGCUGAAUACAUGACACACUGUAGCUACCUUCUUCUUUGAUGACAUUAUUAGACAUAAAGACUUCUUUAUCACAUGUGAUGCAGUCUGUAAUAAAGUCCCACCUCCUACUAAGAUGAGAGGAAUUCCA
Neoarius graeffei (lesser salmon catfish) is the source of this 1706-nucleotide messenger RNA. RefSeq names its product C-type lectin domain containing 11A (gene clec11a). Lineage: Eukaryota; Metazoa; Chordata; Actinopteri; Siluriformes; Ariidae. Bases 432 to 1268 code for a protein of 278 amino acids. The transcript is spliced from 4 exons. The record is from RefSeq and is a predicted model, not a curated record.